AUGAGUGAUAAUACGGGAGUCACCGUGCCUGUUGUGAUUGAGCCAGGCGAGUGCCUGGUGAGCACGGUCGUGGAGGAUGUCUCGCAUCAGUUAGGCCAGACAUCUCUCGGGGGAAACGGCGACGAAGGUUCAACAACACCAGCGUUGGAAACUCCAGUUGUUAUUGUUGCCCCUCCGGUUCGAGUGGACAAAUUGAAAGGAAAUGGUAAUAACCACGAUUCCAGCUUUUGUGUAAGCGAAGAAGAGGGCGGUGGACACCAGGACUAUUCAGAUGAAGGCGAUGGGGAUCAUUCCGGCAACAACAGCAGCAUUCCAGACAUGGUUUUAGAUGUAGACUCCUUGAUUGAUUCACCAGACGAGGAACUACAGCAGAAAAUCAUUUCCUUAGUUGAGUAUUACUUUUCUGAUGAAAGUAUCUUGAAGGAUGCGUUUUUACUUAAGCAUGUGCGAAGAAAUCGUUUCGGCUUUGUGAGCCUCAAGUUGAUAACCUCUUUUAAGAAGAUGAAAGCACUGACUAGAGAUUAUCGUGUUGUUGCCUAUUGCCUGAAAGCCUCUGAAAAACUAGAACUAAACGAUGAAUGUACAAAAGUGCGACGAAAGGACCCAUUACCAGAUUAUGAUGAAACUGUUCCAUCAAGAACUGUGGUUGCCCUGAAUUUACCACUUGAAAAUCCAACUAUGGAAAAUAUGGCAGAAAUAUUCUCAAAGUGUGGUUCUGUGAGUAAUUUUAGAAUUUUGCGUCCCGGGUGUUCUAUUCCAAGUGAUCUACACAAAUUUGCAUGCAAACAUCCAGAACUAGGGUCUUCAAUGUGUGCUGUUGUUGCCUUUGAAAAUUAUGAACAGGCACAAAAAGCUUGUGAAAUUCUCACCAACAAUGAGGAUUGGAGAAAAGGUAUGCGAGUUGUUCCCCUUAUGGUUCCGAAAAAGAAAGACGACAAAGAUAAAAAAGACAAGAAGGAGAAAAAGAAAAAUGAUGGCAAUGGUGAUGACAUCUCAGCUGAAGAAGGUUCAGCUGAUGACAAAAAGAGACGCAGACGAGGUGGCCGUAAGAAAAAGACCCGUGUUGAUGAAUUAACACGCGACUCUUCAUGUUACAGCAGUGGGUCUGAAGGUGAUUCUCCAUCAAAGGCCACCAUCUCACCAACCAAUAAAUACCGCAGUGGUGAUCACCUGAGCCCAAAUUUGACACCCUCUAGAGGUCAUACCAGUCCUUCUGGAAGUCCUCACAACCGACGCAAAGGUCAUGGGAAAUCACCAUUAGCAGAAUCAACAGGUCUCAGUCCUCGGAGUAGUCCAGAAACAAUGCGACGAGGUAUAGAUUCAUCUGGUGGAGACAGCACUCCGUCAAGCCCAUGGGUGCAGAGGCGCCUUAGAGUUGCCCAAGAAAAGAUAGGCGGCAGUCCCCUGGGCAGCCCUCUUUUGGGAAGACGCAAUCCAGACGGUACUCUCAUGGCGGGAUCAAUACCAAGAAUGCUGGACAUGACAAAUGUGAUGCGUCAGCCCAAAGGCCCUGAUAGUUCCAAGGGGUUUUAUGGAGGCAUAGGCCGGGGAAAACCACGUGCCAGCACCAUUGCUUGA
Molecule: messenger RNA, 1578 nt
Organism: Candidula unifasciata
Lineage: Eukaryota; Metazoa; Mollusca; Gastropoda; Stylommatophora; Geomitridae
Source: the annotation of a GenBank genome assembly